Messenger RNA from Musca domestica (house fly), 1154 nucleotides. RefSeq lists its product as uncharacterized. Bases 120 to 1055 code for a protein of 311 amino acids. The record is from RefSeq and is a predicted model, not a curated record. Gene Ontology annotation, molecular function: phosphatase activity. The transcript is spliced from 5 exons. NCBI's taxonomy places the organism in Eukaryota, Metazoa, Arthropoda, Insecta, Diptera, Muscidae. Gene Ontology annotation, cellular component: cytoplasm.
ACGUUGUACGUCCAGUUUUCAGUUCUUAUUAGAUCUCGGUCGCAGUCUGAUCUUCGAAGCGGAAGUCGAAUCAAAGUAGCGUCUGUAUUAAUGUUGACAUUUGUAAAAUUAUUUCCAAAAUGAGUCGUAUACCACAACCUCGUAACAUUCUUUCGUUAUCCGGUGAAGAAAAACGCAAAUUUUUGGAUUCUUUCGAAUACGUAUUUUCCGAUAUUGAUGGAGUGGUUUGGAAUGUUGCAAAUAUCAUCGAAGGUAGCGGCGAAGGGUUUAAUGCCCUACGUGAGGCGGGUAAAAAACUAACAUUCAUCACCAACAACAGUGUCCGACCAGAGGAACAAUGUUUGGAGAAAUUAAAGAAAGUUAACAUCGAAAUUGAUGCGAAUGAUCUCAUUCAUCCAUCUAAAAGUAUUAUUGAGUACCUGAAAAGUAUUAAAUUUGAGGGUUUGAUAUAUGCCAUUGCAAGUGAAUCUAUUAAGAAUGCUCUGAGAAAGGAGGGUUUUCAAAUUAUUGAUGGGCCCCAUGCAAUAAUUGAAGAAUCUUUCCGAGACCUUAUGGGCGUCGUGGUUAGUCGUGAUCCCGUCAAAGCUGUUGUUAUCGAUUUUGAUUUUAAUCUCACCAUGACCACAAUGAUGAGAGCGCAUUUUUAUCUGCGACGUCCGGAUUGCAUGCUCAUUGCUGGUGCCAGUGAUUAUGCUUUGCCAGUAACAAAGGACUUGUCCGUCUUGGGGCCGGGAGGCUUUCUAAAAGUGUUAGAAGAUUCCAGUCGCAAAGAAAUGCUGCUGUUUGGAAAACCUGGUAAAGCAUUGGCCGAUUCAUUGCUUAAACGUUAUAGCAUUAGCGAUCCUAGUCGUGCCCUUAUGAUCGGUGAUAUGUUGGAUCAGGAUAUUCGCUUUGGCAAGCUGUGUGGCUUUCAAACGCUAUUGGUAUUAAGCGGUGGCGUCAAACUCGAUGAACUUUUGCAACAAACCGAUGAAAAUGUUAUACCAAAUUAUUAUGCCAAUAGUAUGCAUGAUUUUGUUGAAUUUAUUAAUGAUGUUAAGAAAUCACAUGCUUAGCUUUUAAGGAAUAAUUGUAAAUUUGAAUUUGUAGUAUAAUUUAUUUUAAUACAAAAAUUUAUUUAUUUGAAAACAAAUUUGAUUUUAUUUAUUUUUCAA